Messenger RNA from Ostrea edulis (European flat oyster), 9072 nucleotides. Its product is annotated as FRAS1-related extracellular matrix protein 1-like. The record is from RefSeq and is a predicted model, not a curated record. Gene Ontology annotation, cellular component: membrane. NCBI's taxonomy places the organism in Eukaryota, Metazoa, Mollusca, Bivalvia, Ostreida, Ostreidae. Bases 1466 to 7909 code for a protein of 2147 amino acids. The transcript is spliced from 11 exons. Gene Ontology annotation, biological process: cell communication.
UUUUUUUUAACAUUUACUUGAACUACAUCAUUUAUUCCUUGCUCAAGACAGAGGUACUUAUAACGGAAAGUUAAAAUGAAGAAAAUUAUUCUUUAAGCACGGCAACCUUGAUUCCUUUAAGUAACAGGUGGAAGAAGUGUUCUCCGCCAAAGUAAAUAUCAUGAGCAGUAAUUUCGGUUUAAUUGUUAGCAAUGUACCGUUACGCCCCCUUUAUCGUCAAUUGAAAUAAAAUUAAUUUCACGUGUAUCUUUCUCGAGUUCGGAAGAACACCCCUUUAAUACGAGAAAAAAGUAUAACAACAGAGCAAGGAGACCCGGAGAUAACACCGCGAUCUAAACUUCCGUGCGGCCGGAUGUUAAACCACGAAGAUGAGACUUUAAGGGGAUUUCAAAUGCAAAUUAUGUUAGUGAGGGAUUAAUAUCUUUAAUCCACAAUAGCUUAAGGUGCUGUGGAGAGGGUGAAAUCGUAGGAUGCAGAGUCUCUACCCGUCACCGUCUCAGUUCUUUUAACCUGGACUCCAUUCACACGGCGCUAAGCAGGUGUAAACACUUGAAAAAUAUGACUUUAAGUUUACAUACGGCAUAGAUUUUACAAUGUGCAAGAGCUGCAUAGAGUCGAUUUAUAUCCACUCAGACACUCGUUUUGUCCAUUAUUAGAGUGUUCUCCGAUGAUACAUCGUUCUUCAACAAGACCACGUGACGUAGGUGUAAUAGUCAAGCGGGAGUAACAAAGAAGAAUUAUUUUUCCCUAUCAUCUUAAGGAUACAAUACCUGCAAUUGUGUGGAAUUUGAAUGAAAACGAAAAUUAAUAGUAUAUUCUGAAUUAAAUUCAGGUGAAUUCCACGUCCAGUGGACAGUUUACAAUGAGAUGGCCGACGGGUAAACCACCUAAACCAACUAUCUCUAUGAAGUGAAAGUUUUUUUCCCAUGCAGAUGUAAUUAAUAGUUUUCCACAUCUUCAGCUGAAUAAAAACUUUUGGAAUUCACGCUUGGAUUUUAUUGCUAGAAUUAAAAUGCUAAUUUAGAGAAAUCAAUACUGUCACAUGGUGUUUAUUUCAUUUGUUACAAGACACUGGAGAUAUUGCAUGUGAUAUUCGCUAGCACACUGACUGACUGGAAUCGGUGAGAGGGAGGUACACUUAUAUCUUAGGAUGAUUUCUUUCAAAAUUUAUGAAAAUAACUCUAAGGUCACGUAGAGCAUUACCGGUAUCUAUUUCUCGGACUACCCGUACCAGAUUUCCUGUGACGGAAAUAUUUUCAGGAUCUUACUUUUAUACUCCAUCAACGACCCGGUAGACUUAAGGUUUAAUAGUGAAAGCUUUGAGAGCAAUGAUCGACAGAACUAUGUGACAUGACCCUCAGAUGAAGAGUUCCGAGAGAGAAAAUAAUGACGGUGAUUUCUGAGGUACCACAUACCUCCGGAUAUGCUACUUUCUAAAUCGAUGUUACUUUAAGCAAAACUCAAAAUGGAUUUUGAAGUUUGGAUUUUACAGCUGUUUUUUGUUUUGACGUCGGCCGGCCAGAUUCUUGUGAGCAAAAAAGAAUUAUCGGUGAACAUCGGACGGAGUGUUUUCCUCCGGAAAGACGACCUGUUGUUUGUGGACACUAAAAAGAGCGAGUGCCGAGUGGAAGUUGACCAGAAUGAUCCUAUCACACAGCGGGUUGGCCGAAUGGAGCCGACGAUGUUCGACUGUUCAUUCCAACCUAACACCAUCCAAUACAUACACAGUGGGUCACCUUUAUUAAACAGCGACAAAGUGAAGUUACGUGUGUAUAGAUUUACUGACACUUCCACUACUUUCCAAAUUUUCCAUAUGGACGUUAAAAUCGCCAACAGAUCACAUGAUAUUGUGGUCACGCGGGGACUUCGUCCCGUUGUUGUUCCUGAAUUCAACGGCUUAUCAAAUCCAAUAGAUUCUUCUGUGAUACGUUUUUACUUCAGCGGAAAGAACAAUGUCUCUUGUACCGUAGGUUUUUCUUCACUCCAAUCUCUUUGGCCAAUUGCCGGACGGAUUGUUGUUGGAGAGAAGAAAACAGCAGUUGACACGAUGAGGAAAUCGUGUAGGGACUUUCUGUACAGUAAAUUAUAUUACCAACACAUUCGAUCUCCGAAUCCAGACGUGGAUUACCUCCCUUUGAAAGUUGAGUUGCACGAUCCAGGCGUCAGUGAUGAUGUCACUAUUGAACGAUUCUACCUCCCCAUUCAUAUCAAGGGCGCUCUUCCUAACUCGCCUCCAAGGUCCUCCUUUAUGAGCAUAUACAUGAUGGAUGUUCAACAAUUCGUGCUUUCAACGCUUCUCCCAGGUGUAAUAUCAGCCGAAGAUUACGAAACAAACUCCAAAGAUUUAGUGUACAAUAUUACCAAUCUGCCAAAUGGGAAUGGUGGCUAUUUCGUACAUUUAAACGACCACACCGUCCCCAUAGACUCCUUCAUACAAGAGGACCUUGAUCAUCAUAGAAUUGCCUAUCAGCCUCCAAGUACAAGCCUAUCAGAACGGCGUGUCUAUGAAGCAAAGUUUACUGUCUUUGAUAGUCAUUUUGCAUUUAGUCUGCCAAUUGUUCUACACAUUGCAGUUCGACCGUCUGCUACAAAUGCACCAAGAGUUGCAAUUAAUAAAGGCUUGGUCCUGCUAGAAGGUCAAUCGAGAGCGAUAAAAACUGAUGAACUCAACAUACUGGAUCCCGACAAUGCCAAUUCUGUAAAUCUUUACGUACUUGGCGGUCUAAAAUAUGGACGAUUGUUGAAGAAUAAAAGGUCUACGAUUGCAAUGACGUUAGAGGAUCUCCGUAAAGGACUUGUAUCCUAUAAACAUGAUGACAGCGACUCUACCAAAGAUAACAUCAAAUUCAGAAUAAGUGAUGGAGUGAAUACGAUUAUGAUCACUUUCUCCAUCAUAAUCAUUCCGAAGGACGAUUCGUCGCCAUAUCUUAUUAACAAUAUUGGAUUGGAGCUCAACGAAGGAGACACAAAACGAAUAUCCACAAUCAUGCUCCAAGCACACGAUACAGAUUCUCUCGAUGAAAAUAUAAUGUAUGUUAUCACCCAGCCCCCAUCAGCCGGGGAAAUAAUUAAGAAAACAUCACAAGGAGAUACGGGGACGCGGAUUAGUAAAUUUCACCAAAGAAACAUUAGAAGAGGACAAAUAUUCUACCGACAUUUCGGUAACGAAGUGUUUAAGGAUUCCUUUGUGUUUAAGCUCCGGGAUCAUCAAGACCCCCCUAACAAAUCUGAAGACAAGACUUUCCAUAUCAUAAUCAAUCCUGUGUAUGAAAAUCCACCCCAACUGGCACCUAAAGCUACCAGAUUAGUACAUGUACCUGAAACAGAUAUUACCUACAUCACAAAAGACGAACUUCAAUACACAGACAUAGAAACAGACGACAACAAAUUAACAUACACGAUUUCAUCUCCUCCAUACUUCGUUUAUAACGCAGGGUAUGAGGAAGCUGGAAGAAUUAUCGCCACGCAUAACUACUCAUCGGUUACCAAGAAUGCCUCCAUUCCAGCAAUAACUACCUUCAAGCAGGAAGAUAUUAACCAUAUGAAAAUCGCUUACAUGCCACCUUUAGCUGACAUAGGUCCUGAAUCACGCCUUGUAAGGUUUGUAUACACAGUACAAGAUUCUAGCGGAAACCAAGUGCUAGGACAGUAUUUCGAAAUAGACGUUCAACCAGUCAAUGAUAAACCCCCAUCGUUCCUAGUUAGUAAACUGCUGGUGGAAGAGGGUGGUAUUCUUGGAAUUUCAAAUCUACAGCUAACGGCCACUGAUGAAGACACAAAUCCUGGCGAUUUAGUAUUCAUUCUGGAUGAAACUCCAAAGUAUGGUGUAGUACAGAAAAAUGGCAUGGCUUUGGUAAAGAAAGGAGAAUUCAAGAUCGACGACUUGCGACGGAACGAUAUCAGGUAUGUUCACGAUGGUGCAGAAGUUCUGUUAGAUUCGUUCACUCUAACUGUCAGUGAUGGAAUCAACCGAGCUACAAAGGUUGUGGACGUAGACAUAGUUCCAAUGGACGAUAAAGCUCCUUCACUAAAAAGUAAUCUUCGCCCACGACUUAUUGUUUCAGAAGGUAGCGAUGCGAUUGUUACAUCAUCAGUUUUGGCGGCAACAGAUGAUGAUACGGAUGAUAGUCAUUUGAUCUUCCUGAUUGUGAAACAGCCUAAAUAUGGAAUUAUGCAACUGGUGGAUCAGCCAGUGACUAAGUUCACACAAAAAGACGUGAAUGGCAACAAAGUAAAGUACAUUCACACUGGGGGAGAGGUUGGAAACAAUAUAAUUAGAGACUCGGUGACUUUCAUUGUCUCAGAUCAGAACUAUAUGGCGACAGGUGACUUGCCUGUUUAUGACUUGAAUAUCACAAUUACCCCCGUGGACAACACCAAACCAGCUAUUAUCAAAGGACAAGGAUUGCUAGUGAAUGAGGGAGGAUCGGUUACCCUAACACCUGAUGCUGUCACUGCUAAAGACCCCGACACAGACCCAGAAGAAAUUAGAUUUGUCAUUACAAAACAACCACAAUGGGGAUAUCUCGAAAAUUCAAAACCACUGAAAGGUUCUGAAAAGUCUAGGUCGGGAAUUCGAAUUACAACAUUCAAACUUCAAGACAUUAUCGACAAAACAAUAAAUUAUGUUCAGGCCAAUCAUAAAGGAGUAGAACCAAUCUAUGAUGAAGUGGAAUUUUAUGCAACAGAUGGAAAACAAAGGUCAGCUGAUGUACCACUUGGCUUUAGAAUAACACCGCAAAACGACGAAGAGCCCGAUGUUAUGCUCCAAGAUUUUUCAGUAGAUGAGGGAGCUUUUAAAAUCAUUGACCAGUUGAUUAUUGAUGCUAUUGAUAUGGACGUUCCAAAAGAGCAGUUAACUUUAUCGAUUUCUCAGGCCCCAGAUCAUGGUGACAUUGUGUUAAUGCUACAAACUGAAAAUGGAGAUGUUGAAGUUGCAGUUCAUGAUUUCACGGUUGAUGAACUUCACAAAGGCAUGAAGCUUAAGUACAAACACGACAAUAGCGAACACUUUAGGGACAAAUUUGCUCUUACAGUAUCCGAUGGAAGACACGAAGUUAAGAAACUCUGCAAUAUUUCAGUUAGAGCAAUGAAUGAUGAGGGACCGGAAGUUACAAAGAACGCUGGACUGCAACUGGAAUAUGGAGACUUUUCAAUGAUAUCAAGUGCAUCACUGCAAUCCUCUGAUCCAGAUAACAGCGACUAUGAAGUAAUAUACAUUUUGAUGUCAGUGCCCAAAAAAGGUUCAUUGCAAUUUUGUACAGAUCCCUUCUCACCAACACGUAUCUCGGAAUGUAGAGACUUACUAGUUGGUGAUAAUUUCACCCAACAUGACAUAGACAUGAACAGAGUACGAUACAUCCACACGACAAGCAUGGGUAAUACAGAGGCGGAUAGUUUUGUGUUCUUGUUAACUGAUGGAACCAAUAGGAGGCAUGUGGAAACAUUUGAAAUUAGAAUAAGGAACUCGAAAAAGAGCAACUUAGCGGUUCUAAACAAAGGAUUGCAAGUAAGAGAAGGUGAAAGAACCUCACUUUCCACUAAUAACUUAAGUGCAUCUGAUGAAAGUACAAAAGCAGAUGAAAUUGUUUUCGCAAUAACACAGAGAACACGUUUUGGACAAAUUGAAUUUAUCGACAGACCUUUGAUUAGCAUCAACAGUUUUACACAGCUGGAUAUUGCCUCCCGAAAGGUUGUAUAUAACAACUUAAACAAGGGUGACAACACCGAGGACUCCUUCAAGUUUACUGUGACCAAUGGACUCAGUCAAGCCAAAGAUGGCGAAUUCAGAAUUUCAAUCGAACCUUUAGACCGCAUCCUUCCAUCUCUGAGAGUAAACAGUCUGAUUGAAGUCACACAAGGAGGCGAUGUAGAGUUGUCUCGAUUGUUACUGAAGGCACAGGAUCCAGACACUGCUGACACAAAUGUGACAUUUAUUAUCGCAAAACCACCAACCUACGGUCGUCUCUAUAACAGAGGGAUCGUCAUUACCAGAUCUUUCACUCAGAGUGAUAUAAAUCUGGGGUUCAUUACCUAUGAAACAGACGGAUCUCACGCCGGUUUGGAUAAUUUCCUUUUCAAUUUAAGUGACGGAAGGCAUUCUGGUUUCUUAGUUAACGGAACCCUUCAAACUAAACCUGUUAUUUGCAGCAUUUUCAUCAAACCACUGGUAAAUGAUGCUCCAAAAUUGCUCAUUUUAAAACAGCCAGAUACCUUGGAAUUCUUUGGAAACGACCGGUACGGAUUUCGACUGACCAACAGAAACCUUAAAGCUAUUGACUCAGAUUCGACCAGUUCUCAAUUAACGUACAAUGUGAUAAAGAGACCUUUGUAUGGUCACAUUGAGAAUGUCAAAACGAAAAGGUAUGUAAGGAGAAGGUUCACACAGAAGGACCUGGACGACAGCAGUCUCCACUAUAUACUAAACCAGAGAAAGGCACAGACCAACGACAGUUUUACCUUUAGCGUGAUUGAUAGUAGAGGGAACACCCUGGACAAUCAAAGGUUUGAAAUGAAGUGGUCUAGGAUUGAAUUCUUGCGGAAACAAAUUAUUACCUGUGAGGACAUAGGAACUCUCACUAUCACCUUGAAACGGACUGGUGACCUGAACCAAAUUUCAUUUGUUGGAAUUAAGGUCAGGGACAUGUCGGCCAGUAGUGGGCUUGACUUUUUUCCUAGCUCUGCCAAACAAGUCCAGUUUAAUCCAGGUAUGGACUUGGCGACUUGGGAUAUAAGGAUCGCUGAUGACAGCUUGAUGGAGAACAGCGAAAAAUUCCAGAUCUACUUAGAAGAACCAAUUAAUGCUGUCCUGGGCAGAAAAAUUAAAAUGAACAUUCAUUUAAUCAAUACAGAAAAUGGUGAAUGUCCGCAAUACCUGGGGAUGAUCAGUAAAAAUAACAAAGAAGUUGUUGAUCUUGAGGAGACAUCCAUAGCCAGCUCAAAGAAAAAGACAGAAGCUAUCUUACCGUUCAAUACCUUCAAAGGACUUGGAACAAUCAAAGAAAAUCCUCUUGAUAAUGCUUAUAACACUGACCCCGAUUCAACACCCUCCAAAUCGUCCUUGUCAUCAUCAAAAAUAUCAAAGUCGAUCAAAAAUACUGAGUUAAAUGAAGUAUUACCAAGAAAAAAGAAACAUAGGAAGUCAAAGAAAAAGAAUCGCAAGAGAAAAAAGAAGAAAAGAAACGGGAAAACAAAGAAAUCCAAAUCUCCGAGUCAGAAGACAAAUUCUGUCUUUCCGUUGUCGUCGCCAUCUUUAAGAAUUCAGGCUCCACAAAAUUGUACCAGAACUACCAAAAAUUUGUUACACUUUGAUUCUUACUCGCAACGGAUGUACAAGUGUGAUGGAUAUAUGUGGAGGGCGUGGGAUACUGGUAGCCCAGGGGCGACGCCACGGAGCCCCAUUCCAGCCCCAUCCAUCUGUCGCAUUGGUGAUUUUUUCGAAGGACGUUGUUAUAAGUUUUUCAAGGAAAGAAAAACUUGGGAGGAAGCUAAAAAACACUGCCAAUCCAUGAAUUAUAUUUCAUCCUCUCUCACGCCAGUGCGAUCAAGAGGUCACUACCAAUACCUUAUUAAAUUAGCCGGCAAAAAUUCCUUCUGGAUCAGUUUAAAUAAUAAACGGAACUCGAAUUUAUGGGAGUUUCUUAAGGAUGGCUCAUCGAGUACACCUCUUGUUACUUUCACUAACUGGGGCAAGUACCAGCCUCGGAUACGAGGAAAGCGAGACAGACGAAACUGUGUGUUAGUAAAUAAGCGAAGGAAGUGGAAGAACAAAUCUUGUAACAAAAAUAAUAAAAGAUUCAUAUGUGAAGGAAUUCCUAAUCAAAAUUUUUCAAGUCAGCAAUCCUCUCUAGCGGACCAGCCAAAACGAUAUCGAGGCAGACGUCGGAGACGUUUUCGCUGGAGCAGUUGAGUCUAAGAACUAGUUCAGAGGACUAGUGAUUCAUGAGAUUAUCACUACUUUUCUCAUGUAGUGCAAAGAUUGUCCUUCAUUCCGCCCCAGUUACUGCCUGAGCAAGAGGCUAUUGUAUCUGAAAACAAUACUGUGAAGGUAUAUUGCCUAACUGAUAAUAUUCAGAUAUAUGCCACACACUUUGUAUGGAAAUGGAGAGUUAUAAUAACUUUUCUCAAGUUUGUAAUCAGCUGCACGUGGCAGAUGUCAUUUCGAGCAGAUUUAUUGCCUUUUGUUUAUCUUUCAUUUCGAAAGCAUAGAUAAUCCCAGAGAAGGAACUCUACAUAUUAAAGCAUAAUAAAGCCGGGUCACCUGGCCUCCAUGUUUGUGCAAUCUGAGGCAAUAAUCGCGAGAGGUAACGUGAGCUGCUCUGUUAUGUGUGUAACUUACUCUUGUUUUCAAUGUUGAUUUGUUCCAAGCCAAUGUUACUAAUUUGUACCACUAUUUGUUGGGUUUUUUUUAUCAAUUAAAUGUUAGUGCUUAGAUAUAUACGAUUGGUACUGUGUACUGAUGACUUUGUUGUGAAAUGAAAAUGUUUUCUUGGACUACAGUAAAUAUAUCUGCACCUUUGUAUGAUAACACCAUUAUCAGUAGAUUGAAGGACAUGGAUCUAGGUGUUACACACCAUAUAUGCUUGUGCAAUCAUGAUGUAGCAAAGAAAGAAAUAAUCAAAUGUCUCCCUAUAAAUGAUGUAAGUCCAUGUCAGGUGUAAAUUAUCUAUCUUACAGAAAUAACAUGGUAUAUAGUCAUGUAUAUCAAGCAUUAUAGCAUAUUUGUUAUGACAUUUUCAUAUGAAUUAUUGAAAUUAUGCUAAUCCAUUACAUUUGUUUUUUGUUACACGUUAUUAACUUCAUAUUGCAUAUUAUAUAUAUAUGUAUCUUACAUAUGGUAAAAGUAGCAUGUUUUAACUUUAUAGAAAUCCACUGUUCUUUACCAAAAGGCAAUCAGGCAUCAAGACAUUCUCUUUAUAUAUUCUAAAGAAGUUGAAACGAUUGGCUAAAUAAAUCUGCCAUUGUACCCUGCCUUUUGUCCUGCUGAGUGAUUAUAUGUCAUUAUGACCAUGGUUAUAUAAAUAUUUUUUUAUGUCAUGACAUGCUAAUAGAAAUUAAAUAUUAGAAACAAAA